AUGAGUGUUGAUGAAAAUGUAUUAUUACUCCAAUCCAAAGUUAAUUUGGUGCAAUUUGAAAAACCAAUAUUGAUAGCAAAUAUUAACCAAACUAAACAGAAUAAAAGUUCUGUUAAGAACAAUGUUCGUCCAGUGGAAUCUGGUGAUGAUGUGGACGAAUGCGAACGACAAAGUUGUGAUGACGUUUUGAACAGGAUAUUACCGCCUAAAGAAUGGGAAAAGGACGGUAAAACAUUUCGUCAAUGUUUAUCCCAUAAACCAGCUACCGGAAUACAUGUGAAAAAACUUAGUGAGAAGUUCGAUAUAUAUUUAAGAGAAUAUAAUGCCAAAGAAGUUGGCAUUUGCCCGAUCAAGCAGGAAUUGUACGGUCAAUGUUUCAAUGAACUCAUUAGACAAGUAACAUUAAACUGUACGGAACGGGGUUACAUGUUGAUCCAAAUUCGCGACGAAAUCCAAAUGACCAUUGAUGCCUACAAAGAACUAUACGAAAGCGUAUUAGCUAACGGAAUCCGAAAGUUAUUAUGGCGGGAACACAAAAAAUCUGAUUUAUCAACAAAAGUAGAACAGCUGAUUUCUGAAAACGAAAAUUUAGAGAUCGAGCUGGCCGAAAUUAAUUUGAUGACAGAAAAGCUUGAACAAGAUGCGGCCGAACAGCGCAACGCGGCGAUCAAACACCAAACCGAAGAAAUAGCAUCUCUGAAAAAAUCCAAUCAACUGAUCAAAGUUCAAUUGGAGUCAAUCAUUUCACCGAAAAGAGUAUAA
Molecule: messenger RNA, 762 nt
Organism: Melanaphis sacchari
Lineage: Eukaryota; Metazoa; Arthropoda; Insecta; Hemiptera; Aphididae
Product: 33 kDa inner dynein arm light chain, axonemal-like
Exons: 5
Coding region: 1-762 (253 amino acids)
Cellular component (GO): filopodium; axoneme
Molecular function (GO): dynein heavy chain binding
Source: RefSeq, a predicted model, not a curated record